Messenger RNA from Rosa chinensis, 2121 nucleotides. RefSeq names its product U11/U12 small nuclear ribonucleoprotein 35 kDa protein. The transcript is spliced from 8 exons. The coding region runs from base 47 to 1156 and encodes 369 amino acids. Gene Ontology annotation, cellular component: U12-type spliceosomal complex; precatalytic spliceosome. Gene Ontology annotation, biological process: mRNA splicing, via spliceosome. Gene Ontology annotation, molecular function: mRNA binding; snRNA binding. NCBI's taxonomy places the organism in Eukaryota, Viridiplantae, Streptophyta, Magnoliopsida, Rosales, Rosaceae. The record is from RefSeq and is a predicted model, not a curated record.
CCGCAGUGAUGGUGGGAGAGUAAGAAAAGGGGGAGAGAGGAGGAGAAUGAGGAAGACAGGGGCAGUGUUCUACGCGGAUACCUACCAUCCGAUCCAAGCCGGCAGCAUCGACGGCACCGACACUCUCCCUCACGACAGCGCCGUCUAUCGAGCCUGGCUUUGCUCCUCCGCCGCCCUCUAUGACCCGUCCGGCGAUCCGAAGCUCAUCGGCGACCCCUACCGCACUCUCUUCGUCGCCCGUCUCUCUCCCCUCACCACCGAAAACACUCUUCGCCAGGCUAUGAGCAAGUAUGGUCGGGUUAAGAACUUGCGUUUGGUCAGGCAUAUCGUAACCGGUGCCUCGCGUGGCUAUGCUUUUGUUGAGUAUGAAACCGAAAGGGAGAUGCGGCGUGGAUACAAGCAAUCUGUUUGUUUGCAGGAAGCUCACCAUUCCCUUGUUGAUGAUUAUGAAAUUAUCGUGGAUUACAACAGACAGCAGUUGAUGCCAGGAUGGAUUCCAAGACGAUUAGGAGGGGGUUUUGGUGGUAAGAAGGAAUCUGGACAACUUCGAUUUGGAGGACGAGAAAGACCAUUUCGAGCUCCCAUUCGUAUCCCAUAUGAUGAUCUGGAGAAACUUGGAAUCCCACCUCCACCAGAAGGGCAAUACAUGUCCCGGUAUCAGGACCCAUCCCCACCUAGAAGAAAAAGAAGCUCAGUAGAUGGGGAAAAAGGUACUCACAGAAGGUCAAUGGAUAGGGAAGCGAACAUACGCAAAAGCAAUCCUGCAGAUAAUGAUGACAGGUUUCAUAAAAGAUCUAUGGAUGAGGACUACCAUUCACCCAGAAGGAGCUCUAAUGAGUCAGCUCAACGCCAUCACAGUAGGAGCUCUAGAGAUAGAGAAGGAGGUACUCACAGAAGGUCUACUGAUAGGGAAGCAAGCAUGCCCAAAAGCAGUCCUCUCGACAAGGAAGAGUCGUUUCGUAAAAGUUCUAUGGACCAGGAAGACCGUACAUUCAAAAGGAGCUCUAUUGAGACCGAAGAAUUCCAUCGCAGUAGGAGAUCUGUGGACACGGAGGAGCGUUCACACAAAAGGAGCUCUAGAGAUAGGGAUGAGCAUUCUCACAAGCGGCACAAGUCCCGUCAUUAUGAGAGGUCCACUAGUUAUGAUCGCUCUUAAAACUCGGAACUGAGAAGGGCAGCAAUGGUAAUGAUAUGUAAAACUGUAAGGAGAGGAGUGAGGAAAUCUGACUAAGUGUUUUUGCUUAAGACCCUGCUGGAACACUAAGAACUAGUGAUUGAGCACAAAAUGCAGGAGGAGCUGUUGGUGGACUUCAGUUGCAUCAGAAUAGAAUUGGGCAACAUUAAGAUUCCUGCUAAGGUAGCCAGCUUAUUGCUGAUCCGUUUUCUUGUAUAGUAUACUUAGCAUGAGGAUUACACAACUGGGGCAGAGCAGAAACAGUUAGUUUUGAACUUCUAUUUUUGCUCCUGAAAGUCGGCAAAGAUUAUUUUAGUUUCAGCAUAAGUUAAGAGUUUGCUCGAACUUUACUUUACUCGGCAUCACAAUAUAGGAUCAGCUCCAUGCAAAUUGCGGAGGUACUCUGAACUAAUACUGUGUUGACUCAACAUUUGAGGAAGUUUUAGAAAAGAGAGUUGGCUACUUGCAUCGUGGAAUCUUUAGAUCACAUCUUCAAAGGGUGCAGCUUCUCCUCGAGAGUGGUCAAAACCUCCACUCGCGGUGAGUUCUUUUCCACCUUCUCCCACCCUCUUUGUGACUGGUUAUUGGUUAAUUUGAAGUCAAAUGUUUCAUGCAUACAAGGUGCCUUGGUACUGCUAUUUUGCUGUGGCUCUUUGGUACAUUUGGAAGUGGAGAUGUAGUAGUAUAUUUGAUCCAGUUCCAGACGGACAGUAGUGCACAUUGUAAGAGAUCGAUCAGGAAAUCAAAGAGUGGAUUUGACAAUCAGAAGUUGAUAUCAAGCAGAAGCAAUGACCUUAGGGAUCAUGGAGCAUCUUUGUUAAACACUAGUAUAGCCAAGUGCUGUAGUUUUUUUUUUUAAAAAGCUCUGAUGGAAAGAGCACGCCGUAUUUCACCAUGGGUUGGUAAAACUUAAUAUGUCAUGCUUCAAGGAAAAUGAUUUAUUUUUC